UCUGAUUGUUUGCCUUAUGAUGUGACUAAGGUUCUGAUUGUUUGCCUUGUGAUGUGACUAAGGUUCUGAUUGUUUGCCUUGUGAUGUGACUAAGGUUCUUUUGGUGAGAAUGACAUAUAGAAUUUAGAACAUGUCCCGGUUAGGAGAAAAUAUUAAAUACGGAUGAUAAGAAAUAAAAUUACAGUAUGGGUAUUCAAGUUCACAAUUAUUGCCUAAUGUAGACGUAAUUUAAGAAACUGCAAAGCACUCCAAGGUUAAACAACUUGGAUAUAGAUUGAUUUUAACACACCAUUUCAUUUACAUAUUUGUUUCCAGGUAAAGACAUCAUAACAGAAGAUAACAGUUCAAUGAUAGCAUUAGCUGCAGGUCUAACCUUUUUAUUUCCUAUAGUUGUCGCACUUAUUAUAAACGUUUGUAAUAGACACUGUCGUAAAAAGCCUGCCAAUCGACUUCCGAUUGUCGCGAGAAGUCGCUCAAGAGAUAGCAUCGUCAACCAGGCUUUAUUUGACGCACCACCUAGUUACAAUUUACUAUUCGGUCAUAAUUCAACCGUUGCUAGUACAGAAAACUUAAUUCAAAGUGAAACUCGAUCAUCACAUGAAGAACCUAUAUCAAAUGACCACCAACCAAAUCAGAUCUGUAUUCAUACACUACCUUCCUCGAACAGUUUACCGAUAAAUUCCGAAUCGGUAUCUGAAGCUGAUAGUUGUUACAGACAGUUCCGGGACAGAAUCAAGAAACUUCCGGGAAUGCAUUUAUCAGUUAUGGACAUGUAUAAUCAGUAUCGAGACAGUAGUAGUACAACACCUCCACCAUCUUAUAACGAGGCUCUGGUUAUACUUGCUACUCUUCCGGGAAAACAAGAAGAGUCCUGAUUCAUCAAAUGCUAUAAUUUGUUAUUCAUAUGUGCCAUUUCAUAAAUGUGUCAAAGUUAUGUGCCAAACAACCAAAACUGCAGAAAUCCAAUACUUAUUAUCUUUGAAGUGUACCUCAUUUAUUAAAAGGUAGAACACAAAGUAAUCUAGCAUAAUAUGAGCAACGUUGUCAAAUAUUUAAAGAGAUAUUGUUCUUUUGAACAUUAUGUGUGCGAGAGGAUCCAGUUCUAAUUGAAUUUGUUUUAUAGAUUUAAUUGUUAUUUAUUAAAUUGUUAAUAAUUAUAAA
This is a messenger RNA of Mytilus californianus (California mussel), 1161 nucleotides long. RefSeq lists its product as uncharacterized. Lineage: Eukaryota; Metazoa; Mollusca; Bivalvia; Mytilida; Mytilidae. The record is from RefSeq and is a predicted model, not a curated record. The coding region runs from base 348 to 875 and encodes 175 amino acids. The transcript is spliced from 2 exons.